Molecule: messenger RNA, 996 nt
Organism: Penicillium robsamsonii
Lineage: Eukaryota; Fungi; Ascomycota; Eurotiomycetes; Eurotiales; Aspergillaceae
Product: NADP-dependent oxidoreductase
Exons: 1
Coding region: 1-996 (331 amino acids)
Molecular function (GO): oxidoreductase activity
Source: RefSeq, a predicted model, not a curated record
AUGCGCAGCAUCAUCCAACCAACCGCCUCCUCCAAAACCCUCACCCUAACAAACACCCCUCUCCCAACCCCGAACCACGCACAGGGAGAGCACAUAAUUCAAAUAAAAGCCUGCAGUCCCUGUGCCGGUGAGCUCCUCUGGCCAGCAAACUUCCCCCCGUCCACAGCGCGCACUCUAAUCCCAUGCCCGGACAUGGCGGGAAUCGUCACCUCAGCACCGGAAGACUCGCCUUUCCAGCCCGGCGAUGAGGUAUACGCGCGUACAAACUAUGUCCGACCAGGUAAUGCGUGCGAGUAUUCCAUCGCCGUUACGGCUGAGCUGGCACACAAGCCCAGGGGUCUAAGCUGGGUCCAGGCUGCUGCGGUUCCUGUCUCCGCCGAGACGGCUUGGCAGGUUCUUUUUGUUCAUGCCCUUGCUGGGGGAAAUGGGGAAGAGAUCGAUAUGGACGCCGCCAAACUUGCUUGGAGUGGGAAGAGAGUGCUUGUCACUGGUGCUUCUGGUGGCGUGGGGAUUUGGCUUGUGCAGCUGGCGACUUUGCUUGGUGCGGAGGUGGUGGCGACGUGUGGUCCCCGGAAUGUGGAGUUUGUGGGGUCACUUGGGGCGAAGGAGGUGCUUGAUUAUCGGGUUGUGGACUUGAAGGAGUGGGCACAGUUGCCUGCAAAUAAGGUGGAUGUUGUUGUUGAUUGUGUUGGGGGGAAGGCUCUUGGGGAUGCGUGGUGGACUGUUAAAGAUGGCGGUGUUGUGCUGAGUAUCUCCCAGCCACCUUUGCAGGUUUGCCCGGAUGACUUCAAGGGCGAAAGCGUAAGAGACUUGUUCUUUAUUAUGCAACCUGUGAGGAGGCAGUUGGAGGAGAUUUCCAAGUUGAUUGAGAAGGGGGUGUGUCGUGGGUUGGUGGAUAGUGUCUGGCCUCUUGAGCAGUACGAAGAGGCAUUCAAGAGACUGGAUGGAGGCCAUGCGAGGGGGAAGAUUGUCUUUGAUCUGUCACUGAAUCACUAG